GCUGUAUGGGAUGCUAGCAUGGGGUAGGGAACUCGGACUAGGCUUCAUAUGUUCCCCCAUGUAGGACCAUGGCAAACAAGAACAUGAAGCAACAGGUCAUGAAUGGGAUUCGGGACAAGGUGCUGACCUUGGACACCAUGAACCAAUCUGUGAAAAACACCGAGUAUGUUAUUCUCGGGUCCAUUGUGCUGCGAGCUAUGGAGCUGGAGAGAGAGCUUCAGCAGGGUGUGAAGAAGCCUUUCACAGAGAUUAUCCAUGCCUAUAAAGGAGAUGCCCAUGCUAUGGGUCAGAAGCCAAUCACUUUUAUGCGUCAGGUCUUGGCCCUCUGCCAGUACCCAGAUCUCCUGAGCAGCCCAUCCUUCCCAGAAGAUGCCAAGAAACGGGCAAUGAGAAUCUUGCAGGCCUGUGAGGGUCACAGCACAGGGUCUUACAGCGCCAGCACUGGCAUCCAGAUGAUUCGAGAAGAUGUGGCAAGGUACACUGAGCAUCGGGACGGGGGCAUUGCUUCUGACCCUGACAACAUCUUCCUGUCCACAGGGGCCAGCAGUGCCAUCAUGGUAUGCCUCCCUCUUUCUUUGUGUCUUCCCUUCCCCACCAUCUGAUUUCCUCAGACCCUUCCCCACUCCAUCCCCUGC
Vombatus ursinus (common wombat) is the source of this 635-nucleotide messenger RNA. Its product is annotated as alanine aminotransferase 1-like. Gene Ontology annotation, molecular function: L-alanine:2-oxoglutarate transaminase activity. Lineage: Eukaryota; Metazoa; Chordata; Mammalia; Diprotodontia; Vombatidae. The transcript has 4 exons. The record is from RefSeq and is a predicted model, not a curated record. The coding region runs from base 69 to 602 and encodes 177 amino acids.